Molecule: messenger RNA, 747 nt
Organism: Bolinopsis microptera
Lineage: Eukaryota; Metazoa; Ctenophora; Tentaculata; Lobata; Bolinopsidae
Exons: 1
Coding region: 1-747 (248 amino acids)
Source: RefSeq, a predicted model, not a curated record
AUGGCGCUCUCCCGGUUGUCUCUUGACAACCACCUGACAACCCAACACAGCGUUAUCAACACCAUCUCCACUGAUCUUAGCUCUGCUCUCUCCCUCUGUUUCUAUCAGACUAACUAUGUCCCUGACCUUGUGAACAUUAUUCUGUGGCUGGGCAGGCUGCCAGCAUACCGGAGUGCUGCAGCCACUGUCACCACCACUUCAUCAGAGCUAUCAUCUGCUCUGAGUGAGUUGUUGCUACCUUACAUGCGGGACAAACAAUGGGUUUAUAAAAAGUUUCUCUUUAAUAAUUUAAGUGGUGAUUCCUCUCGGUACCAGACUUUCCAGACGAUACUUUCCCUAGCUGAGAUAUGGAACUACCUACAGUUCUUACAGAAGGGUGAUUACAGAAGGUUGUGUGACAGAGCUCUAGAUACCAAGUAUCUAUCAACCCCACCAGCAGCGGACUCUGAAUCUACCGACACACUUCCUGACCUGCCUGAUUACUACUUCCUGUUUGAGAAACACCUGAUCAGAUCUCUAACCCAACUCCUCCACUGCUCCCUCCCUCUAAUCUGGAGAUCCUGGCUGUACAGGAGAGUGGUGAAGAUGAGGAGGACCCAACAGAGUGGCCUCUGUGGGGAAUGUGAUCAGAGAGCUGUUAAUGUUGUGUGGACAGGAUGUGGACAUCUUCAUUGUCAUUACUGUUUGGGAGAAAAGUGUGGUGUUUGUGAUGCCCCCAUCGAGCAGGAUACACUUUGUUAUCCCUGA